AGUCAGGGCAAGCGCCCAGUGCGGGCCGGUGGAGCCUUUCCUGAGGCCCGCCGCGGCGCUGCAACAAAAGGCCUUUGUUGGGGCCGAGGAGUUGAGGGGUCUGUCCGCACGCUUCACAAGCAGGCAGCCCCGAAGCGGUGAGGCUUUCACCAGGGCUGCACUGGAGGGUUCCCUAGGUGGCUCCCACCACCUCCCGGGCUUGUUCUCUACUUAAACUCGGUGUCCCUGGCCCAGGCAAUUUAGGUUACAAAGAGGGUCCUGGACAUUUGGAACCUUUUGCUUCAGCUGGUAGGAAGGAAAAAAGGGGGAAACCGUCCUGCACCAGUUGCUUCUUGUGAAAGGGGAGAAAUAUCGGACACUGAUCUGGGAUUAUUUGUCCAAGUGCUUCUUCCUGAAAAGGCUUCUGAAACGAUUGUUAGGCAUAUGAGAAGUGAAUUGGAAGUUUGAAGUCAUGAGCUUUUUCUUUCUAGAAGUGUAGAGUACCUCACCCUUGGAUGCUUUUGUCCAUGUAUACAUGGCUAAAUUUAUAAAGUUCUGAAUACUUUGGCUGCCAAAAUAAAGUGCUGUUUUGUUUUUAAUUACUUUUUCCUUCCAAGCAAUGUUCUUUCUGAGCCAGAGGUAUAACCAGUUUUGUGAACUGGCUCCAAAUUAAAUGCAGACUGAGUCACUGCAUAAACAUUGCUGAAAAGUUUCAUGGUGGAUAUUUUUACCCUUAUUUUUUAGAUUUUCUGAUAUAGCCUUCUGUCAUUUUGUAGUGAGACCUAUUUUCUAAAUUAAGUGUUUAAUGUUAAUUUAUUUAUAAUUUUUCUUUUAUAUUUUAAUAUUUUUUGUUGAGAAAUGUUGUUGCCAAUAAGCAAUAUGGUGGUAUUGACAGAGCUGUUAUUUACAAAUGCCUCUGUUACCCAAAGCUAGGAAAUGUUCCUCAGUUUAGAUGUGAAAUUUGGAUUUUUUGCUUCACAGUUUGUGGUGUAAAAAGUGUAUUUAUUUCACCUGUAACUGAUGCUUCUUAUAGUGAAUGUACAUGGAAUAGAUGAGAAGAAGCUGUCAGAGGAAAAAAAAAAAAAACACAAACAAACAAACAAAAAAAACCCCAACAAACCAAACUUCUUAAGGCAGAGGCUUGGCAGAUUUUGGAAAUAGCCUUGUGCAAUCUGUAAGCAACAAGGAUGGGUAGCUGAUUUCUGUGAGGUCAAAUCUAUGUCAAACAGCUACAAAUGUAGUAUUGAUAAGAACUCUGGAUAUUACCUCAACGAAAACAAACUGGAAAAGUAUAAGUCAUGCAGUACUAACACCUUGUGCAGUCCUCUUGGAUUAGGUUUGCUUUUAGCUGAAUUACUCCUGCCUCAAAGAAAAUUAAGAUGGACAGAACAACUUAAUUCAGAAGGACUUGCCAUGAGGUGCUGAAGCCUUGUUUCAGUGAUUUGGAGAGACUGGACCUAAAUGGCGCAGCAUGACUUUGCUCCAGCCUGGCUUAAUUUUCCUACUCCUCCAUCAACAAAGUCAUCACUGAACUUAGAGAAACAUUCUGAAAACUUUUUGUGGAUAGAGAAUCAUUAUGAAGCAAAUCACAGAAGACACAACUCUUCAGAUGGGUGUGAUUCUAACAUUGGAUGGCCUAAUGGAGGGCAUUUUGGGAGAAAAGAGAAGAAGGGUUGGCGUUCACAAAGCAGAAAUGAUACAGAAAAUAUAAACCAUCGUGGGGGAUACCAUGGUGGAGGUUCCUGCACUGGUACCAGCACUUUCCACUAUGGAAAAGGCCAAGGACUGCACGAAAACAAUGUAUCUGAUAAUGAAAUUGGGAAAAAGGAAGACAAGGAAGUACCCAAACAGUUUGAGGCUGAGGAUUUUCCAUCUUUGAAUCCUGAGUAUGAGAGAACACCAAACCAGAAUAAGUCUUUAGCUGCCGGUGUGUGGGAGUACCCUUUGAAUCCUAAAUCUAGAUCUCCAAGAAUGCUGGUCAUUAAAAAGGGCAGUACAAAAGAACUGCAGAUAUCUAGAUUCCCUGUAGUAGGAAGUCUUCAUUCACAGCCAGUAAAGAAUGGAACUGGCACGAGUGUUUAUCAAGGAUUAGUCCCUAAACCUGCUACUCCACCUGCAAAGUGGAAAAACCAAGCAAAAGAAAAUAAACUUGGGAAUCCAUUUUCUCAUGAAUCUGCAUAUGGUAUUAGUAAUUUCAGUCCUUUCAAAUCAACUGCCAAGGCAUUUACUGCAUCACAGAAUUCAGUGAAAGAGAGUAAUCAGUCAAAUUCAUCAUCCCUUAUUGACAAAGUUGGUCAGCCUCGUUUAACAAAAUUGACAAGAAUGCGGACUGAUAAGAAGAGUGAAUUUUUGAAAGCAUUGAAACAAGAUAGAGUGGAAGAGGAACAUGAAGACAAUAAUGAUGCUGGGCAAGAGAAGGGUGAUGAGUCCUUCAACUUGCACAGCAGCAACAGUCCUCAUCAUGAGAGAGAUAUAAACAAAAACUUUGAAAAUGAAAUUCUGCAAGAGAAUGGCAAUGCUCCAAUUACAUCUCAGCAGAUCAUUCAAUCUUCAGCUUUCCCUCGGGCAGAUGUUCUUUCAAGCUCACUUGAGGCAGAGCAUAGGCUGUUAAAAGAGAUGGGCUGGCAGGAAGACAGUGAAAAUGAUGAAACAUGUGCUCCACUAACAGAGGAUGAGAUGAGGGAAUUCCAAGUCAUUAGUGAACAGUUACAAAAAAAUGGCCUUCGGAAAAAUGGCGUUUUGAAAAAUGGCUUCAUCUGUGACUUUAAAUUUAGCCCCUGGAAAAACAGUACUUUCAAACCUGCUCUGGAGAAUGAGGAUUCUGAGACAAGCAGCAGUGAUACAUCAGAUGAUGAUGUGUGAAGAUUUCUGUAACGUGUAGAAACUUGUUUUGAUCUCAUGAAUUUCAGGAUGUCUUGUCCAAAAAAAAAAACCCACAAAACUAAUUUAUGUAGUAACAUACCCCAUUAGAAGAAGAAUGAUGAGACUUCUCUCUGAAGAAUGCAAGGAAUGUUGUGUUGAACAUUACUAUAAUAUCUUUGCAAACAAAUGUUGUAGAAUGAGGACUUGGGUUGACCCAGCAUUGACUUUGUUCAUCACUGCAGCAUUUCUGACUAGCAAUGUGACAAUGUAACUUUCUCAUUUAAUAAUAAAAACAAAAGGAAUUGUGUAA
This is a messenger RNA of Columba livia (rock pigeon), 3151 nucleotides long. Its product is annotated as vasculin-like. Gene Ontology annotation, molecular function: RNA binding; DNA binding. NCBI's taxonomy places the organism in Eukaryota, Metazoa, Chordata, Aves, Columbiformes, Columbidae. Gene Ontology annotation, cellular component: nucleus. The transcript has 13 exons. Gene Ontology annotation, biological process: DNA-templated transcription; positive regulation of DNA-templated transcription. The coding region runs from base 1441 to 2841 and encodes 466 amino acids. The record is from RefSeq and is a predicted model, not a curated record.